GCUGCAGUGCACCUCCACUACUUUGUGCUGCCGACUUCCUUCUUUUAUUCUGGAUGUGCGCACAUACGGGAAGAAAGAGGGAUAAGAGCAUAAAUUAAGAUGUAGAAGAAGAACAAACCAGGAUGUAAAUGUCUUGCACCGCUGGAAGAAGAAAAGAGUCCUCCUCUCGUCCACAUCUGGAUUAACUAUUUGGACUCUCGCUUCUGCUUCGGAUUUGGACUCCUUCUUCUUUUUUUUUUGCUCCUUUUUUGGGUCGAGUUUCGUGCUCGACUAUGUGUCGGUUCAAAUGGGAGCAAACAACGGAAAACUGUAUGGAAGUGAGGGCAAAGGGAGCUCCAGCAUCUCCUCUGACAUAAGCUCCAGCACCGAUCACACGCCGACCAAAGCGGCCAAGAAUGCGACUCCCAGCGAAGGUUUGGACUCCAGCACCAGGACGCUGAGCACCCCCAGUCCAGGUCUCAAGUCCUCCUCGCUCUCCUCGCCUGCCCUCUCCAGCAACGGCCAUGACACCAACUCCACGUCGUCCUCCUCCGGCGCCGCCGAGACCGUCGCCGUGGUCCACCCCCAGCCCGGCGGCCACACCCGUUCCCGCCCCUCCAAAAGCCACGCCGCGGUGGACCUCCUCCCCGACCACGCCCUCCUGCAGAUCUUCUCCCACCUGGCCACCAACCAGCUAUGCCGCUGCGCCCGCGUGUGCCGCCGCUGGUACAACCUGGCGUGGGACCCGCGGCUGUGGGGCGCCGUGCGUCUGACGGGGGAACUGCUGCACGCCGACCGCGCCGUCCGGAUUCUCACCCACCGCCUGUGCCAGGACACGCCCAACGUGUGCCUCACCUUGGAGACGGUGAUCGUCAGCGGGUGCAAGAGGUUCACCGACCGCGGGCUGCACGUGUUGGCGCAGUGCUGCCCCGAGCUGCGCCGCCUGGAGGUGGCCGGCUGCUACAACAUCUCCAACGAGGCCGUGUUCGAGGUGGUGUCGCGCUGCCCCAACCUGGAGCACCUCAACCUCUCAGGCUGCUCCAAGGUGACAUGCAUCAGUUUGACCCAGGAGGCGUCGCUGCAGCUGUCGCCGCUUCACGGCCAGCAGAUCUCCAUCCACUUCCUGGACAUGACCGACUGCUUCUGCCUGGAGGACGAGGGCUUGCGGACUAUUGCCACGCACUGCCCCCGCCUGACGCACCUGUACCUGCGCCGCUGCACCCGCCUGAGCGACGAGGCCCUGCGCCACCUGGCCCUCCACUGUCCGUCCAUACGGGAGCUCAGCCUCAGCGACUGCCGCCUGGUGGGCGACUUCGGUCUACGUGAGGUGGCCCGCCUGGAGGGCUGCCUGCGCUACCUGAGCGUGGCCCACUGCGCGCGCAUCACCGACGUGGGCAUGCGCUACGUGGCCCGCUACUGCCCCAAGCUGCGCUACCUGAACGCGCGGGGCUGCGAGGGGCUGACGGACCACGGCCUGGGCCACCUGGCCCGCAGCUGCCCCAAGCUCAAGUCUCUGGACGUGGGCAAGUGCCCACUGGUGUCGGACGGCGGCCUGGAGCAGCUCGCCAUGUACUGCGGCGGGCUGCGGCGGGUCAGCCUGAGGGCGUGCGAGAGCGUGACGGGGCGGGGGCUCCAGGCGCUGGCGGCGAACUGCUGCGAGCUGCAGCUGCUCAACGUGCAGGAGUGCGAGGUGGCGCCGGAGGCGCUGCGCUUCGUGCGGCGCCACUGCCGCCGCUGCGUCAUCGAGCACACAAACCCCGCCUUCUAUUGACAAACGGAUGUAUUCCUGCUCGAUGCGAGAACGGAGCCCCGUGGAAUGUAUUUAACGUAUUUAUCGGGGAUCAGGGCUUUUCAUAACAUCACAUUCUGCAGCAGCUUGCUAGGACACCUUUGUAAAUUAUUCUAUUUUUCAACUAUCACCAGGACUAUUUAUGGUGUCUCACAGAAAAGGCACACUUUUUUUUGUUGUUUUUUUACGAGGCGCUCACUUUAAUUGACAAUCAUCUGAUGAAAUGAACACAUUGCUGCUCUGACUUUGCCAAUAAAGUCCAUGAAAGCCUUCGCAGACGUCGUCUUGGACUGUUUCAGAGUCAUAAAAGUGUUUACAAUCAGGAAGUGAAAG
Entelurus aequoreus (snake pipefish) is the source of this 2101-nucleotide messenger RNA. Its product is annotated as F-box/LRR-repeat protein 7. The transcript is spliced from 4 exons. Gene Ontology annotation, biological process: SCF-dependent proteasomal ubiquitin-dependent protein catabolic process. The record is from RefSeq and is a predicted model, not a curated record. Gene Ontology annotation, molecular function: protein binding. Gene Ontology annotation, cellular component: SCF ubiquitin ligase complex. The coding region runs from base 287 to 1750 and encodes 487 amino acids. Lineage: Eukaryota; Metazoa; Chordata; Actinopteri; Syngnathiformes; Syngnathidae.